GAUUUCAAAACGACGUCACUUUUGCUCACAUUAUCUUCAUCUUCUUCUUCAUCGAACUGCGGAGGCACUUAGCAGCAGUAGCAGAAAUGGCUACCACUUCUGCUUCAUUCGCUCGCUUCUCCGUCAUAUCGCGACCUUCUUCGUCAAAUCCCCAAUUCAUCCUCUUCAACGCCGCUCCCCGAACCGGAACCCCUCAUUCCCGAACCGGUUCGGCCCGGUUCAGGUGCUUGGCCGGCCAGACCGGGUUCUUCACGAAACUAGGGCGGUUGAUAAAGGAGAAGGCGAAGAGCGACGUGGAGAAGCUCUUCUCGGGAUUCUCCAAGACCCGCAGCAACCUCGCCGUCAUCGACGAGCUUCUCCUCUAUUGGAACCUCGCCGACACCGACCGCGUCCUCGACGAACUCGAAGAGGCUCUUUUAGUGUCCGAUUUUGGACCAAGAAUCACUAUUAAAAUAGUGGAGAAUUUGCGUGAGGAUAUAUUUUCAGGGAAGCUUAAAUCAGGGAAUGAGAUAAAGGAAGCACUGAAGAGGAACGUUUUGGAAUUAUUAACUUCCAAGGGGAGUAAAACUGAACUUCAACUUGGAUACAGGAAGCCAGCUGUAAUAAUGAUAGUUGGUGUUAAUGGUGGAGGGAAGACUACAUCUUUGGGAAAGCUGGCCUAUAGAUUGAAGAAUGAAGGGGCUAAGAUAUUGAUGGCAGCUGGUGAUACAUUUAGAGCAGCUGCUAGUGAUCAGUUGGAAAUAUGGGCCGAAAGGACUGGGUGUGAGAUUGUUGUGGCUGAAUCAGAGAAAGCGAAAGCAUCAUCAGUGCUUUCACAGGCUGUAAAAAAGGGAAAAGAGCUAGGUUUUGAUAUUGUAUUAUGUGAUACAUCUGGGCGUUUACACACUAAUUACAGCCUAAUGGAAGAGUUGAUUUCCUGUAAAAAGUCUGUUGCUAAAGUCGUUCCUGGUGCACCUAAUGAGAUUCUACUGGUUCUGGAUGGGACUACCGGUUUGAAUAUGUUGCCACAAGCGAGAGAAUUCAAUGAUGUUGUGGGUGUUACUGGUUUAGUUUUGACCAAACUGGAUGGUUCUGCUAGAGGUGGCUGUGUGGUUAGCGUGGUUGAUGAGCUUGGAAUCCCUGUAAAAUUUGUGGGUGUUGGUGAAGGUGUUGAAGACCUUCAACCUUUUGAUGCGGAAGCCUUUGUCAAUGCCAUUUUUAUGUAAACCAAUAUUGUGGGUUUGAAACAGCUUGACAUGGAAUAUUCAGAGCAACACCAGGUCACAGGAAAGAUGGCACUUGAUUAUGGAAACCGUUAUUUGGGGGUGGGGGGCAAGCAUUGCGAAUAAGUGUACAUGAUUUUGAGGUGCAGAGCUGUUGCUUGAGGAACGCUGAGUAUUUUGCAUGCUGUAGCUGGAAGAUUCUGACGCGAUGCAAAUGAGAAAUGGGGUUUAUAAUCACUCCUGUUUAUGAACAGAAGGGUUUUAUUGUGGUGUGCGUGUAGAUGAUACUUAGAAAGGAAAAUGUAAACAGUAAACACAUUGCUCCAUUGUCUGUCAACUUCUGAUUAAUGACAAAUUUUUAUUUCUUUGACCUCUUAACGAGGUUAACCUACUAUAUUUAUGGUGAGAAAUAAUCAAUUAUCUGUCUAUGGGGAAAACAAAGCAAUAAAUAGUUUAUUCUACUUU
Messenger RNA from Glycine soja, 1667 nucleotides. RefSeq names its product cell division protein FtsY homolog, chloroplastic-like. Gene Ontology annotation, cellular component: membrane. The transcript is spliced from 12 exons. NCBI's taxonomy places the organism in Eukaryota, Viridiplantae, Streptophyta, Magnoliopsida, Fabales, Fabaceae. The record is from RefSeq and is a predicted model, not a curated record. The coding region runs from base 87 to 1205 and encodes 372 amino acids. Gene Ontology annotation, molecular function: signal recognition particle binding; GTPase activity; GTP binding. Gene Ontology annotation, biological process: SRP-dependent cotranslational protein targeting to membrane.